Messenger RNA from Symbiodinium necroappetens, 1176 nucleotides. The record is from the annotation of a GenBank genome assembly. Lineage: Eukaryota; Dinophyceae; Suessiales; Symbiodiniaceae.
AUGGGCGAGGAGACCGGCGCGAAGAGCGUCGACCUCGAGUGGGUGCAUGUCCACCCCAUGGGCCUUGCGAAGCCCGACGACGCCGACGCCAAGAUGAAGUUCCUCGCCGCCGAGGCCCUCCGCGGCGUGGGCGGCAUCAUACUGAACGCCGAGGGCAAGCGCUUCUGCAACGAGCUGGGCCGCCGCGACUAUGUCACCGGCGAGAUGUGGAAGAGCAAACCGCCCUUCAGGCUUUGCCUCAACAAGGCCGCCUUUGACGAGAUCAACUGGCACUGCAAGCGCUACACCGGGCGUGGCGCUUUCCCCCCUUCUUUGCGCUUUGUGCGUGCGGAGGAUUCAGAGCAUCAGCUACAGCAAUUGGAUCUGAAUGAUUUCCCGAUGCUACGACCGCUUGGCCGCACAUGUCGAGCCUCAGAUCAAGCCCUGUUCGAUGGAGACGGACAACGGGCCCGUGCAGUCAUGGCUGCUACAGUCUUGGCGAAUGAGAUGACAGUCGUCGACGCGACCAACCACGUGGACCUCCCGGAGAUGAACUUCGACCGAUUCGGUGUUACGAUGCUACUCACGGUCUUCGUCGACCUGCAGUGGGCUAUCAACCUCCUGGUCAUCCUCAUUGCCUUCGGCUUCGUCUGGAAUUGGUGGAAGAGUUCGACUAUGACAACGCAGACAACACAACCUCGAACACGCCAACGUCAACGACCUCAUCCUCUACCUCCUGGCAAUCACCAGCGAGUCCGACCUCUACGAGCGCAGCAAGACUACGAGUGUCAACGAGCCCCGGGACCGUCUCAAGGACAACAACGGCACAAAUUCAAACCACAGGCAUGCGGCCAGACAUUGAGAUUGGGUACCUUAAAGACCAUGGUGCACGAGCGGGAUUCCAGCAUUGAAGUGCUGACCCACUACAAUGUCGAGUUGCAAGCGGAAAUUCGCGGAAUGUCUGAAAGAUUCAAGGAGACCAAAGAUGAGCUCAACAAUCUGCGGCGAGACUUCGAAGAAACAAACCAAAGGUUGGAGCAAGCGCAACGGCAAAACUUCAAUCGAGGAACACUACGCGAGCAACCCACACGUGCCACAGUUGGCAUUCAAGGCCCUUGCACUUAUACGCGAUGGAACAGCCACCCGCGCUUCACACCAAUGCGGGAAUCCGAAUGGGGUGCUUGGACUGUGCGGUGA